GGUUAUAAAAAAGAAGAAGCCUAAUGUCAAACAAAAAACUAACCUUUUGUGAAUGUUUAUUAGUGAAAUUAAUGCUAUCGAAUUUUUGUAAAUAUUAUAUAGAUUCGUAUUUAUGAUUGAGAAUUUCCUCAAGCAUGACUUACAUCGAUCAAAAUAAAAAAACGUGGGUAGGAAGUAGUAUUCAAGAAAUAUGCAACAAUAAAGAUAUUUGGAGUUUUAAUAUUACUCCUAUCAAUAUAUCACAGUAUCAUGCAGUAUUAUUUAAACUGCCGGUUACGUUGAAAGAACCUCCGGAACCAUUUAAAUGUUCGGAACAAAAACAUUGGGACGAUGAUCACGUUCGAAUGCCCUAUUCUGACAAGAAUUUGUUUCCAGUUUGUGAAAACGGCGUGGAAGCCAUUAAAUUACGUUGGAAAUUAAUAAAAAAUACUUUUCAAAACGUACAAAUAAAUAAUAGUUAUGAAUUAGAGGCAGCUAUACAUACAUACAAUUCAUCUAUGCCCAGUUUUACUGCAUUACAUCAGUAUUUUGAAGAUAUGGAAGAGGAAGAAACAAAUCACUUCUUCGAAGGAUUAUUACCCAAAAUUAUAUCUCUAGCUUUAAAUUUACCACAAAUCCUACCCGGUAACAUACCUUUAUUGAAACAACAUCACAAUAGAUCUGUGAGUUUAUCUCAAUAUCAAGUAGCUUCUUUAUUAGCAAAUGCAUUUUUAUGCACAUUCCCUUGGAGAAAGUCUACGGCUGUCACUUAUCCUGGAGUGAACUUUGCUAGUUUAUUUAUAGCAGACAAAAGACCGAAAAGGCAAAGUUGUAUAUUUGAAAAGUUCAAGUGUAUUUUCAAUUACUUUAGAAUGGUUACAACAUCACCUCCUUUAGGUGUUAUCACUUUCGAGAGAAAGCAUACACCCAAGUCUCUUAUGCCAAGAUGGGACACUUUAGAUAAUAAUAUAGGUCACACGAAAAUACAUAUUGAUAGUUCAGGUACUAUAGAAGACAACGGUCUAGGAUUUUUGCAAGUUGAUUUUGCCAAUAAAAAUAUAGGUGGUGGCGUAUUGAGAUAUGGCUGUGUACAAGAAGAAAUUAGAUUUGUGAUAUGUCCAGAAUUAAUCAUUACAAGAUUAUUUAUUGAGCAACUCACAGAUCUUGAAGCAGUGGUAGUUACAGGUGCUCAACGUUUCAGUAAUUACUCAGGAUAUGGUGAUACGUUCGUUUGGGAAGGUCCUCACAAUGACCUAACUCCUUAUGAUGAAUACGGAAGGAGACGUACGAGUAUAUCUAUAAUUGACGCAACCAGAUAUACUAAAUCAUCCCAACAAUUUUAUCCAUCAGCAAUGUUAAGAGAACUGAAUAAGGCGUACGUUGGAUUCAGUACCAGAGAUAAAUCAAAUUUAUCACCAGUAGCAACAGGAAAUUGGGGUUGCGGUGCGUUUAAUGGUAGUCUGUAUUUGAAGUCGCUGCUACAGUUGAUGGCCUGUAGCGGAUCCGGUAGAAAUUUGGUAUACUACACUUUCGGAAACGACCAAUUCAGAGACGAUUUUUACGAAAUUUACACGUUUUUAGCUACAAAUAAUAUUAAAAUAGAACAACUUUGGAAGAUUCUUUGCGGUUUUAGUUUAUCAUCGAAAUCCGAAGAACAACUCUAUCCGUUUAUUCAACAAGCUUAUUUUGAUAGCAAGAAACAACCGAGCGUCAAAUCGUUUUUGAAAACCGAAGAAGCCGGAACUUCUAAUUCGUUAAAACCAAAAAAUUUUUAUUUAAAUAACAAAAAAAUUAAUAAAAUAAACGAUGAACAAUUAGAUAUGAUGUGGAACCCAACCAACACCACAGAACGUUUGUUCGAUGAAGAAAUGAUUGAUGAAAGUGAUAAAUUAGAAAAAUGUUGUAAAAAUGAAACAAGGGAAACGUUACCCAACAGAAUCAAAGAAAAGAUGCCCAAAAUUGAUAUAGGAGAUUUAAUAGACGAAAUGGACGGACACACGACUAACAAAAAUCGAGAAUUUGCCGAAGAUUCUCUCUUAACUCAAAUUGAUAAAUUAUCCAAGAAUUCGAGAAUAUGUGAACCCAGUGUUAUAGAGUGUAAGGAAACUAUGGAAAUUGUUGAUGUUUCUCUUAACAAUGCGAAAUCAAAACGGAAGAUAUCCGAUUAUUUUUCAAAAGUUACGUAACACAACAGAGUUAAAAACAUCACAAAAUGAAGUAGAGCUUUAGCCUUCCAAAGAACAGUUCCAAUUUUGUAAAAUUUAAUUGAAUAAAUUAUUUUUAUUA
This is a messenger RNA of Diorhabda carinulata, 2265 nucleotides long. Its product is annotated as poly(ADP-ribose) glycohydrolase-like. The coding region runs from base 135 to 2165 and encodes 676 amino acids. Gene Ontology annotation, biological process: ATP generation from poly-ADP-D-ribose; nucleotide-sugar metabolic process; regulation of DNA repair. Gene Ontology annotation, cellular component: nucleus; cytoplasm. Lineage: Eukaryota; Metazoa; Arthropoda; Insecta; Coleoptera; Chrysomelidae. Gene Ontology annotation, molecular function: poly(ADP-ribose) glycohydrolase activity. The record is from RefSeq and is a predicted model, not a curated record. The transcript is spliced from 3 exons.